Molecule: messenger RNA, 2082 nt
Organism: Plasmodium adleri (nom. inval.)
Lineage: Eukaryota; Apicomplexa; Aconoidasida; Haemosporida; Plasmodiidae
Product: conserved Plasmodium protein, unknown function
Exons: 1
Coding region: 1-2082 (693 amino acids)
Source: RefSeq, a predicted model, not a curated record
AUGAAGAAGGGAGAGAAAAAAAAAAAGAAAUCUUUAAAUAAAGGAAAGGAAAAAGAACACGAUAAAAAGGUUAUAGAAAAAAAUAAUAAAAGUAAGGAUAAAGAAAAGUAUAAAAAUAAAGAUAGAGAGAAAUAUAAAAAUAAAGAUGAGAAAAAUCAAGAUAAAGGAAGAGGAAACAACAACAAAACUAAUAACAGCAAUAAUAAUAAUAACAAUAAUAAUAAUAAUAAUAAUAAUGAUAUAUUUAAUCCUCAAUUAAGUGCUAGGGAACUAAAGAAAAUACAAUACUAUGAAAAUAUGUUUAAACGUAUGGAACAACAAAUAGAAGAAAAUAAUAAUGAUUCACAUGUAAAUAAUAAUAAUAAUAAUAAUAAUGAGAAGAAAAAAAAAUUAAGCCAAUUAAAAAGAAAUAGUAAGAAAGAACAAGGAGAUUAUGAAGAAAAGAAAAAUUGUGACAAUGAAUAUAACAAGAAAGGAAUGCAAGAAAUUGAUCAUAGCAAUGUGAAUGAGAGAAAUAUGAAGGAUAGCCAUAUGAAUGAUAUCCAUAUGAAUGAUAACCAUAUGGAUGAUAGUAAUAUGAAUGAUAGUAAUUAUAAAAGUAUUAAAAAGGAUGAAGACUCAUAUAAUAAAAGUAUUUCAUCUAACUCGAAUGUAAAAUCCAUAGAAAAAAUAGAAAAUAAUAUUAUGUGUAGUGACAAAAAUAUAAAUGAGAAAAUGAGUGAAGAAGAUAAUAAAAAUUAUAAUGACGAGGAAAAAAAUGUCCAUGGUCUAAGUGAUCUAGAAAAUGUAGACAAAGAAGAUGAAUUAUCACUUGAGGAUUGUAAAGAUAUAUUCAUUAAGAAUAUAAUUUAUGAGAAGGAAAAUAUAUUAAAUGAACAAGAUGAUAUGAUGAAAAAAGAAAUAAGUUGUUAUGGUUUUGAUAGGAAUGUAUUUAAUAAUAAUGAUAUAAAACAUAUAAAUAAAAUAAAAGAAGAAAAAUUUACAAAUAAGAAUAUAUAUAAAAUAUUAUAUAAUGAUAAUAAAAAGAAGGAUACAUGUAAAUAUGAUUAUAAUUUUUAUAAUAAUAAAUAUAUUGAAUUAAAGAAAGGUCAUAAAAAAUAUGGGUUAAUAAAUCAAAGGCAUAUAAUUAAUUAUGAAAGAGGAUAUAGUUCAGACAAUGAAAUAAAUUAUGAUAAUAUAAAUAAUAUAAUAUAUAAAAUAUAUAACAAUAAUAAUAAUAAUAAUAAAAUGUAUACACAACAUGAUAGUAACAAUAAUAAGAAUAAUAUCUAUAAUAAUUAUUGGAAUAAUAAAAAAAAUAGUAAAAACUUUCUACAUUUAAAAAGAAGUUUUUCUGUAAGUUCAAAUAUUGCAGAUUAUUUUUAUGAUACAAAUAUAAUGCAUCUAAAAAAUAAUUGUGAAUCAAGUCAUAGUUCAUCAAGUAGUAUGGAUGAUAUGAGAUAUGAUAAAAAUAUUUUUGAGUAUAAAAAAAUGGAUAUAAUUAAAUAUUUUAUUAAUGAUAAUAUAUAUAAAAAUUCUAUAGUACAAGAAAAUAAUAUAAAUAAUAAUAUAAUAAGACAUAUUAAUGAGUUAAGAAAUGAUAAUGAUAAGAAUUAUAAAAAUAUUUAUUUGAACGAAUUAAAUAAUUUGAAAUAUAUGAAAAAUGAUGAUAUAUAUUCAACAAAAAAUUAUAUAAACAAAACAAAUGAAUUAUUAAAAUUAUAUUCGAAUGAUAAAUUAAAUGUUCUACAAUAUUAUAAUGAAAAUUUUAAAGAAACAAAAAUUAACGAAAAUGAUUUUAGUGAAUAUGCUCAAAAAUCUUCUAUUGAUGAAGUUCAUAAUAUACGUUAUGAAUCUAAAAUGUAUAAUGUAAACUUUUGUAUUAAAAAAUAUUUAAGUAAUAUGAAAUAUGUAAACUUGAAAAAAUUAAAAACAAUAAAUAAAAAAAAUUGUAAGCUAUAUGUAAAGGGAUGUACACACUUUUUAAAUUUAAACAAAUUUAAUGAUGCCAUGUCUUGUCUUAGUAAAUUACAAAAUAUCAAAGGGAAAAAGAAAAAAAAAAAGGAAAAGCAAAAAAAAAAAAAAAAAAACGUAACAAUGUGA